AUGAAACACAUCUCGUUGAUAUACUGCUACUCUUUCAAAUUUUGUUUGGACAAUGAGGCCAUCCUUUUGAUAUCAGGCUCCGGAUGUAGUCCCAAACUGGAACACAACAACAAAGAGCAGAUUAUUGGCAUAUCCUUUUAUUGUAAAAAACUGCUUCGUGAUAAGAAUAUGGCUAUACAAAGAAAACUCAAAUGGACUACUCAGACUAUUCAUCGCGUGUUUUCUCCUAUCGAUGAAACUCUGUUUGAGGUGUUUUCUCGUUUUUGUUUCAUAUUUUUUGUAAACCUCAUUCAUUUUUUUUAG
Messenger RNA from Haemonchus placei, 303 nucleotides. The record is from the annotation of a GenBank genome assembly. Lineage: Eukaryota; Metazoa; Nematoda; Chromadorea; Rhabditida; Trichostrongylidae.